CUAUUGGUUGUUUGGGAAAAUGGGCGGGGCCUUUAGUUGGCCGAGCGCAUUUAUGACUUCUCGCUUUCAAUGAAAGAUGAUACUGUUGGAUUUUAGCUGAUUGUUCGUACAUUACGGACAUGCCGGAAUCGUUACAUUCAGGUCUCUAUGUGUAAAAAAAUGGAUCGUGAAGUGGGAGAGGACUCGUUUGCCUAUGGAAGCUUGGGAACUCUCAGUCGCUGGGGGAAAUUCCUUUGUGGCCCACGGAAUCUCACGCUCAAAGAUGUGUUUACAUGGAAGCUCUUCAAAACUAUUGUAAUGGGUCAGGCCCUCUCCAUGCUAAUAUGUGGGACGGCAGUUACAUGUCAGUAUCUGGCAGAUGCUGGGGUCGAGACACCAAUGCUUCAAAGCUUUCUCAAUUACACCUUGCUGCUGCUCACCUAUACUUUAGUCUUAGCCUUCAGGAGAGGUGAAAAUAAUAUUGUUCAAAUUCUAAAAACAAAGUGGUGGAAGUAUUUUCUGAUGGCUCUUACGGAUGUGGAAGCCAACUACACUGUUGUGAAGGCAUACCAGUUUACUACGCUUACAAGUAUACAGCUGUUGGACUGUUUUGUGAUCCCGGUUCUGAUGGUGCUCUCGUGGAUCUUCUUGAAGACUCGCUACAGACCAUUGCAUUUUGCAUCUGUGGCCGUGUGCUUGCUUGGGGUCGGGGCGAUGGUGGGAGCAGAUCUGCUGGCGGGGAGAGACCAAGGCUCAAGUAGUCAUGUGUUGUUGGGGGAUGGACUAGUGCUGGUCAGUGCUGCUCUGUAUGCAGUGUCUAAUGUCUGUCAGGAACACACAGUGAAAAACCUGAGCAGGGUGGAGUUCUUGGGCAUGAUUGGGCUCUUUGGCACCCUCAUCAGCGGUUUGCAGAUGGCUUUUCUUGAAUACGAAGCUAUACCUGUCAUCACCUGGAACUGGAGAACAUGCGUGCUCUUUGUUGCGUAUACUCUGUGCAUGUAUGGGCUGUACAGUUUCAUGCCUGUCGUGAUGAAGAUGACCAGCGCCACUGCUGUAAACCUCUCACUGCUGACUGCUGACCUCUUCAGCCUCUUCUGUGGCAUGUUCCUUUUUCACUACAGUUUCACCGGCCUGUACAUUGUGUCUUUUGUGGUGAUUACACUUGGUUUCAUCAUGUUCAACGUUGUACCGACCUACACAGCAGAUCAGCCGUAUGCCACUAAUGAUGAGGCGUAUCAUCUUGCUUCAUCUGCGGAUGUCCAACAAGAGGGAGGCGUUGUAGAUCGGCUGCAGAAGGAAGGACAUGACGAUCUGGAGAGGACGGUGUUCAAUCACAAAGCACACUGCAAUGGGCUCUAUUAAUGGAGUACCUUAGAAAUCAACAGUAAUAGAUUACUGUACCGACAGUAAUGGAUUUCACAGAUUCUCUUUAGAAGAGAAUCUUUUUUGCCAAAGGCAGUGUUCAAUUUUUAUUUAUUUUAUGGAUUUUAAAUCCACUACAGUGUGCCUUCAAUCUGUAUUUUUAUUUACACCAAUUUGUGUAUAAAUGUUAUUUAAAUCUGCUGAGAUUGAAGUUCUGACAGUACAUUCAAACAAGAAAAUUCUUUUUGCAGAAAAUAAUGCACUAUGAGCUGUAUAGUACUAACUUAAACCACUGGAAGUGCUUACAUCUCCAUUCCAGAUGAGAUGCUGUUUACAGUUUUAUUACUUGUAUUAACAUUCUUUAUCUUUGUAGAGUUCUUGAUUUUUUUUUUUUUUUUUUUUUUUUUUUUUUAUUAUUAUUAUUAUUUUGUUUUUUUAACUUGAGUUACAAGAUUAUGAAAAGUUAUGAAACCGUAGAUAAGAAUUACUUUUCAUAUUCAACUUGUUAGAUUUAUUAUUAGUAUUGAACAUGUACAGUAUUUUAUGUAUGUUUAUAUUUUAUGUAUCCACAUUUGGAAAUUAUUUCUGACCAUUAAAGUGGUUUUAUGUCUCAUAGGAAA
This is a messenger RNA of Ctenopharyngodon idella (grass carp), 1961 nucleotides long. RefSeq names its product solute carrier family 35 member F2 (gene slc35f2). Gene Ontology annotation, biological process: transmembrane transport. The transcript has 9 exons. NCBI's taxonomy places the organism in Eukaryota, Metazoa, Chordata, Actinopteri, Cypriniformes, Xenocyprididae. The record is from RefSeq and is a predicted model, not a curated record. Gene Ontology annotation, cellular component: membrane. Bases 148 to 1341 code for a protein of 397 amino acids. Gene Ontology annotation, molecular function: transmembrane transporter activity.